Messenger RNA from Chenopodium quinoa (quinoa), 1866 nucleotides. RefSeq lists its product as uncharacterized. The transcript has a single exon. Gene Ontology annotation, molecular function: RNA-DNA hybrid ribonuclease activity; nucleic acid binding. The coding region runs from base 1 to 1866 and encodes 621 amino acids. NCBI's taxonomy places the organism in Eukaryota, Viridiplantae, Streptophyta, Magnoliopsida, Caryophyllales, Amaranthaceae. The record is from RefSeq and is a predicted model, not a curated record.
AUGACGGAAACGGAUAAUAUGGGGAUCCAUCUGGGAGCUCCAAUUGAUAUUCAGGGUAAAAAGAGCGCUUAUUUCCAAUUCUUAGUUGAUAAAGUUUCGGAACGCAUAAUCUCAUGGGCUGCUUUGAAUCUUUCCCAACCAGCAAAGUUAAUCCUUAUAAACACGGUGCUGGUAAGUAUGUCUGCUCACGUUAUGAAGUGCCUGAAAAUUCCUCAGAGUAUAGCAAAUAAAAUUGAUGCUCUUAUUACUCGGUUUUGGUGGGCUAAGAAUGGGAGUAAAGGGAUGCACUGGGUUAGUAGAAGUAUCAUUCAACUACCUAAGAGUAUGGGAGGCCUGGGAAUUAGAGGUUGUUCGGACUUUAAUGAUGCUCUCCUCUUUAAACAAGCAUCAAGGAUACAGCUCAACCCCCAACUUCUACUGGCAAGGGUUCACAAAGGCUUUAGACAGGGUGGUGUUGGUUGCAUGGCUAAUUCUCAUACAAGAGGAGGGAACCGCUCUUUGGGGAGGUCGAGUCUGCAAAAAGCUAUACAGUCGUUCAAAGAAGGUUUUGCUUGGAAGGUCGGAAAUGGCAAUAAUAUUAGGGCCAUAAGUAUGCCAUGGGUAAAUGGAGAAAUACCGGUGGUUAAUUCAUGUCAAACGCUGACAGCGGCUGCGAGGUGGAAAGUGAGUGAUUUUAUCGAGAGGGAAACUAGAACCUGGAAUGCAGGAAAGAUAAGGGAGUGUUUUGAUUGGGAAAGUGCAAAAACGAUCCUAUCAAUGGAGCUUCCGUAUUCGUCUGAGGAGGACUUCCGCUACUGGAAAUAUCACGCGUCAGGGAGGUACACAGUUAAAACAAGAUACUACUAUCUUUCAAAUACAAGGGGGUUAGAGAGACCCUCUUUCUUGGAAAGGGAUCAGGAAUUUAUUAAGUUGGUCUGGAGAUUGGAGAUUCAGCCAAAAUGGGAAGUUUUCUUGUGGAGGCUGUUUCAUGACGGUAUUUCCGUCAAAGUUAAUCUGGCAAGAAGAGGAAUGCAAAUUCAAGCGCUAUGUGGUCAAUGCGAGGUGGACUUGGAGGACAACCAACACCUCUUUAGGCUUUGUAUUCUGGCAAAGGGAGUAUGGGAGCACACCCCAUUAGCCAUUUGCCCUGACUCAUCUGAAUUCAAUUCCUUGCGAAGAUGGAUUCAGCACUAUAUACUGCUCUACAAUAGCGAGGAUGGUAAGCAUAGUAUCCGUUGUGCGUUGUUCAUAGCCACAUUAUGGGGGCUAUGGAAGAUUAGGAAUGUACAACACUUUGAGGGGACUAUGGGAACAAUAGGUUCAGUAAUGGAAGCUGUUAACCAGGCCAUGCAAGACCACGAAAUGUUUAAACUCCAGUCGAGCACCACAAAUGAAGGGGACACCGUAAUUAGAGAUGACCAAGUCAUCCCCCCGGGUUUCAACCAUGUUCACCCGGGGAAGGAAAAAUGUAGCUACGAUGACUUCAUUGUGGAAGCUGAUGGCUCAUGGGAUAAGAAGUCGAGGAGAGCUGGAAUUGGAUGGGCUGUUAAGGUUAACACCUUAGGCUACGCUCUUGAGGAAGGGGGCAAACACGGAGCAGCAGCCUCAGCCAUUCAGUGCGAAGCUUGGGCUUGUCUUGAAGCAAUGAAAUGGGCGCGGGAUAAGGGAAGGCAAGGAAUCCUGAUCUUUACUGACUCCACCGGCCUUCUGGACAAUUUACGGGUAAGCCCUGGCAGGGACAUUUCUAUUUCUUGGUUACUAAAGGAAUUAAGGGAAGUGGGGGCGUCCUUCCAAAGAUGCACAGUUCUAAAGGUUGAGCGAAAUCAAGUUUGCAGAGCGAAUGACAUUGCCAGGAACUGUCGGGUUAACAUGUUUAAUUAUUUGUAG